UCUUGUUUCUACAGCGUUUCGCACCAAUAAUUUGUAUCCUGCCUAGAAUGUAUGUUUCAUAUGUGAGAUAUAUUUAUUAAGGUAAAUAAAUCGCUCCAGUCUCAUCCUGUAGCAAAAAAACACCCCUCCUCUCUCUCUCUCUUCCAGCGCCUUGUUACCUAGCAACCGUUACAAACGCCAGUGAAGUAGACAGUGAAGCUCCAGGUGUGUGUUAGAGGAGAAAAUGAGCAGCGGGAGGACUCUUGAAGGUGCCGGGUGCAUCACCUGGUGGGGUUUCGGACCAGCGAGAGAUCUUCUUGAGACCAGGAGAAGCCAAACGCCGAGGCCACAGGGUGAGCUGAACGUGUUGCUGGUGGGCAGCAGCGACCCGAGACACAUCCUAAAGACCAUCUCAGGCCUCAAGGACACCGAUACACUCCAUGUUUGGGUGAUGGAGAACAGUAUGGAAGUGGUUGCGAGACAACUGCUCCUCCUUUACGUAUCUCUGAGCAGUCCGGAGAGCAUGGGCAUGCAGGAGAAAACAGAUGUCUUCCUCGAGCUGUUCGGGAACAGCGAGAUCCGCUCUCAGACCGACGACAAGCUCAAGCACAUGGCAGCUCGACUGUUUCUCGCAGUCACCGACACAAUGGACGCAGACACAGACACAGACACACACAUACACCCCUGCCUGGACACAAGCUUUCUCAAGUUUAAAGAGCGAGACGAACUGGCUCGGAUCUUUAAGCAGUGGCAGCGCCCCCCCUCCCCACCGCUCGGUAUGUGUAAGGCGUGGGACGCUCGUGUCAGACAGCACCUGGGGACGCGCUACGAUGCCCGCAGGGGCUGCUUUGACUGGGAUCUCACCAUGAAACUACAUGACAAAGGGUGCGGCGUGAUACACAAACAGGAGUACAUCAGAUGGAGGGAAAGCGGUGUGGCCUUUGAGAUGAGAGAGGGACUUUACUGCAUUGCUAAUCAGAGCCUGCUAUCCACACGCGUGUUCAGUCGGAGAGGAGACAAGGUGGGAGUGCGAGGCUACUGGGGAGACAUCGUCUCAAGUCCGUAUCUGUCCUUCGGCAUUGAAACAGACUACAAAGAACUCCUGAAGACACAAAACAACCAGCAUGUAAAGACUGCUCAGGACAUCUCUGUAGCAAACGUGGAGACGCUUUUUAAGUCCCUGUCCACUAGAGGAGGACACACCCACGUCUCUGAGCUCACCAAGGACUCGUUCGAUCACACGGCAGAAACACAUCUGUCAUGUCAGUUAGAAGAGGAGCGGGUCUGUACCGUGGAUCAGGAGGAAACUGUUAAGCUUGACAACAAACAACACGCAGAAGAGAAGCAGAAGCAUCAAAUAGAGCUGAUGAAUCUACCCGGGGUAAGCGUGUCGUUCCUGUCUCUGGACUCUCUGCCCAAGCUGCCCAUGAAAAGCAGAUUCUGCCGCCUGUUCAACGCCAUCUACUGUUCAGCCAGCAUGGUGCACCACUUGGACUCCUCCCUGAAGCAGACAGCUGCACCUGGCGCCGUCCUGACUGUCGAGCUCGCCAGGUACCUGUUGGACUUGUCUAAGGAGCAGGAGGCCUCUUUUGCAACAAGAGUCAGCGAAAUCGCUAAAGAAGCAGGAUUUGUACCGGCUCGCACAGAGGACAAUGACGCGUAUGCUGUGUUCACACUGCAAAAAGACUAA
This is a messenger RNA of Hemibagrus wyckioides, 1669 nucleotides long. RefSeq names its product dynein axonemal assembly factor 3 (gene dnaaf3). The transcript has 12 exons. Gene Ontology annotation, biological process: motile cilium assembly; axonemal dynein complex assembly. Bases 224 to 1669 code for a protein of 481 amino acids. NCBI's taxonomy places the organism in Eukaryota, Metazoa, Chordata, Actinopteri, Siluriformes, Bagridae. The record is from RefSeq and is a predicted model, not a curated record.